AUGGCUUCAAAUGAGGAGCUGCAAACCGACCCUACUGCUCUUACUUUAUAUAAAGACGACAUAGAAUUCAAAAAAGAAAUCCCCAAAGAUUUAAAUAUUGACUGCUCAAUAUGUCUUGCUGUGAUAUUGGACUCUCCAUCUCAAGCCAGUUGCUGUGGACAACACUUCUGUGGCCCAUGCAUUGGAAAGGUGAAUGCUUGUCCACAAUGCCGAGCAGUUGGAGAUAAAUUCAAGGUUUUCAAAGACACAGAUUUUGAACGUAGAGUUGGUUCACUCGAGGUUUACUGUCUAAUGAAUUGGGAUAGUGAUGAUAGCUGCGAUUGGAGCGGUGAACUGCGACACUUGCAAAGGCACCUGGAUGAUUCCUGCCCAUAUGUCGAAGUGCCUUGUCCAAAUCAUGGUUGUAAUAAAUCUGGGCUUUUACGUUGUGAUUUGAAAGAGCACGUUAAAAAGUAUUGUCCCAUGAGGCCAUACAAGUGUCGACAUUGUGAUUUCCGAGACACUCAUAAAUUUGUGACAGAAAUUCAUUACGAUAUCUGUCCUCUUUUUCCUGUCUGUUGCCCAUUGAAUUGCUCGAAAGGAAAAACUUUUCCUCGUAACGAGAUUGAGGAUCAUAUAAAAAGAGAUUGUCCAUUACAGCCUGUGGAGUGCACGUAUAGUUGGCUUGGCUGUGAAGAAAAACCAGCAAGAAGAGAUCUCAACCGUCAUUGCUCUAAGCAGCAUAAAUACAUACUUUCAGAUGUAUGUAAAGAACUCUGUCAUGAGUCACAAAAAAUGGCAGAUGGUCUGAAUGCUAAUGAAACCCAUUUAGAGCAUUACAAGACUGAGCAAGGCCGUGUAGAUGAAAAAGUGUCACAGCUUGAGAAAAAAGUCACCUUACUUGAGCAACAACUGAAAACAAAUGAAAAAUCUCACAACGAAAGAACUCGACAUCUUGAACAGGCUGUCACUGAAAUGAAUAGAGAACUUCAGCAGAAAAUCCGUGCCUUGGAUAGAGAGCGUGCCAAUUUACAGUCUUCCUGUAAUAAUGUUAGUUAUAGUGUUAAGUAA
Molecule: messenger RNA, 1050 nt
Organism: Amphimedon queenslandica
Lineage: Eukaryota; Metazoa; Porifera; Demospongiae; Haplosclerida; Niphatidae
Product: TNF receptor-associated factor 5-like
Exons: 2
Coding region: 1-1050 (349 amino acids)
Biological process (GO): regulation of canonical NF-kappaB signal transduction
Cellular component (GO): plasma membrane signaling receptor complex
Molecular function (GO): zinc ion binding
Source: RefSeq, a predicted model, not a curated record